Messenger RNA from Salvelinus namaycush (lake trout), 744 nucleotides. RefSeq names its product fibroblast growth factor 10-like. Bases 1 to 744 code for a protein of 247 amino acids. The transcript has 4 exons. Gene Ontology annotation, molecular function: type 2 fibroblast growth factor receptor binding; growth factor activity; chemoattractant activity. Lineage: Eukaryota; Metazoa; Chordata; Actinopteri; Salmoniformes; Salmonidae. Gene Ontology annotation, biological process: positive regulation of epithelial cell migration; secretion by lung epithelial cell involved in lung growth; fibroblast growth factor receptor signaling pathway. The record is from RefSeq and is a predicted model, not a curated record. Gene Ontology annotation, cellular component: cytoplasm.
AUGACCACAUGGGCUGCUGGAGGGAGUACGGCUGUCACUGCCUGGGCCACCUCUGGGUCCAGGUUUAGGUCUGGCUCUGGGUCCAGGUUUAGGUCUGGCUCUGGGUCCAGAUUUAGGUCUGGCUCUGGGUCCAGGUUUAGGUCUGGCUUUGGCUCCAGCUUGAUCUCUAGGUCCUUCUUUUCCAGCCUGUCCCUGUCUCUGCUGCUAGCACUGCUGCUCGCCCUUUCCCUCCCUGUGGUUGUCUGCCAUCAACCUCUCUACAGAGGCAGGCUCCAGCCAACCAGUCCCUUGGAAGGUAUUGGGGUUCCGCUGGGGAGGCACGUACGCAGCUACAACCACCUGCAGGGAGAUGUGCGGCGGAGGAGGCUCUUCUCCUUCCAGAAGUUCUUUCUGCGGAUCGAUACGAAUGGCAGAGUUAAUGGGACCAAGAGCAAAGACGACCCCCUCAGUAUUCUGGAGAUCACGUCGGUGGAUGUGGGGGUGGUGGCUAUCAAAGGCCUGGGCAGUAACUAUUACCUGGCUAUCAGCAGGAAGGGUGAGCUGUACGGAGCGAGAAAGUUUGGCAUUGACUGCACACUGAAGGAGCGUAUUGAGGAGAACGGCUAUAACACCUAUGCCUCAGCCGAGUGGAGGAACAAGAAGAGACAGAUGUUUGUGGGCCUGAGUGUCCACGGGAGGCCACUGAGAGGGAAGAAAACACGGAGGAGGAAUGUGGCCACCCACUUCCUCCCCAUCAUGGUGUGA